Messenger RNA from Phialemonium atrogriseum, 1068 nucleotides. Its product is annotated as Ssu72-like protein. The record is from RefSeq and is a predicted model, not a curated record. Lineage: Eukaryota; Fungi; Ascomycota; Sordariomycetes; Cephalothecales; Cephalothecaceae. Gene Ontology annotation, cellular component: mRNA cleavage and polyadenylation specificity factor complex; nucleus. The transcript has 3 exons. Gene Ontology annotation, molecular function: RNA polymerase II CTD heptapeptide repeat phosphatase activity. The coding region runs from base 135 to 917 and encodes 260 amino acids. Gene Ontology annotation, biological process: termination of RNA polymerase II transcription.
AUUAUCACCAUCUUCUCUGCCUCCCUCAUAUCAGUAUUAGACCAAGGGGGACAGCCCAUCCAAGGAUGUACAGUCCCUCACCUCGAGAUCUUACCUUCCAGUCGCGGGGUUGAAAGCCUCAAGUGACAGUCGCUAUGGACCCCACAAACGGAGCUGGAGCAGCGCUGGCGCAAGGCCAGACUCAGCAGAACGGCGAGUCCCAAAAUGCUGGCGGUUACAAGCUCAAGUUUUGCACAGUAUGUGCGAGUAAUCAGAACAGGUCGAUGGAAGCCCACCUUCGACUUUCCGAGGCAAAUUUUCCAGUCAUCUCCUUCGGCACGGGAUCUUUAGUCCGACUACCCGGCCCUACAAUAACACAACCUAAUGUCUACCAGUUUAACAAGACCUCGUACGAUAGCAUGUACAAGGAGUUGGAGGCCAAGGAUCCCCGGCUUUAUCGAGCCAACGGCCUCUUGAACAUGCUGGGCAGAAAUCGAGGCGUCAAGUGGGGACCGGAGCGGUGGCAGGACUGGCAGGUUGGUAUGCCUCGAAUGUCUCACGAUAAAGAUCUUGGCAGCCAAGGGACUGAGGGUGGCCUCGUUGACGUUGUCAUAACCUGUGAAGAACGUUGCUGGGAUGCAGUUGUCGACGACCUGCUCAACCGGGGCUCUCCGCUCAACCGGCCUGUCCAUGUCAUUAACGUCGAUAUCAGGGACAACCAUGAGGAGGCCUCGAUUGGGGGUAGAGGCAUCCUAGACCUUGCACAUUCGUUAAAUGCAGCGGCGAAGGAGGAGCGGGAGAAGGUGGGUACCAUCGCCUUUGACGCUGGAGGCGCUGCGAGCAGAUCAGCCUUCGAUGAGAGGGUGCCAGAUAUCAUAGCGGAGUGGCAAGAGAGAUGGCCGCACCUCCCAGCUACAUGGACGCUGGCCUGGUUUUAGGAUGCUCGUUUGGGCGCUUACGCAGUAGGCCGAGACACCCGUUACCUAGCUAGAUACCUAGGUAUGUUUAUGAAUGAUGAAUGCACGACAGAAGGUGAUUUGCCUAUAUGCGCUAUGCACCGAGACACUAUCGUAUCAAGAGACUCUGUAC